GUUCGCAUGCAACCGGUGAGCAUUCGCAUCCAGUGGCAAGCAAGGAUAUCUUUCAGUCAUCUCAAGGAUCUAGGAUUACUCUGCACCUGUGACUGCUCACUCAGGAGCAGGCAAUCAGGCAAUCGGAGGUGCACAUAGCCACAUAGCCACAUAGCUAUAGAAGAUGGUUUACGACAUGAGCCACAUGGCGGCGGGUCCGCCGCAGAGCAUUUCGCUGAGCCGCUACUACCUGGCCGACGAGGACGAGAUGGUUGGGCCGAACAAUCCGCAUCUGGUCAACGAGGAUUACGCGGCCAGCACGACGCUGGACAUCGAUAAGCGUUUCCAGGCGCGCAUGGCCUGCGAGACGGCCGCCCAACCGGCACCACCACCCCCGCCCACGCCGGCGCCACGACGCCGGACCACGCCCAUCGCCCACCUGGAUCCCUCGGAAUUGGUGGGUCUGUCGCGGGAGGAGCGACGUCGUCGCCGGCGCGCCACACUCAAGUACCGGACGGCGCAUGCGACGAGGGAGCGGAUUCGGGUGGAGGCCUUCAAUGUGUCGUUUGCCGAGCUGCGCAAGCUGUUGCCCACACUGCCGCCGGACAAGAAGCUGUCCAAGAUCGAGAUCCUCAAGCUGGCCAUCUGCUACAUUGCUUAUCUGAAUCACGUGCUGGAGACGCCCUGAGACAGCGCCGGCGUCUCCAGCUUCGCCACCAGCUGCCUCUUCAACGAGGCCAACUUCUUCGCCCCCCCGUAGGCGUGGGAGCGUGGCAAUCGGAUUCAGCAGGAGGCGUGGCGUGGAAAGGCCGGCGGCAAACUCGGCGAUGUGCAAACCAGAUCAUUGGAUAGAGUCACUCAAGGAGUCACCAACCUUAGUGUUCGAUGGACUUGGCUGAUGUGCUAACCUUUGGUUAAAUGUUAGAUGCACUUUUAUGUUAUUUUUGGUGAUUUUUGCUUGGUUUUCGGCUUGGGUCACAAUUUAACCUAAGGUUAAACUACUUCACCAUUCACGCGAAAUAUAUGAAAUGUAAGGUGUGAAACUAUUAGCCAAAGUUGGUGAAUAGAUGAUGAAUAGAUGUUGAAUAGUUGGUGAACUACCUAAAGUUCAUUGUGCACAAUCACCAAUUCGCACUAUAGUUUCUAGAAAUAUCGCAUAUAAGAAAGCCUAACCGAAUGCUAACACUAGUAACUAACUAAGUCUAGAGAUUUUCAAUAGUACAUAUGUACAAUUAGAUUGAUGGGAAAGCAGUGCUUAACCCGCAAAAGAAAACCUUGACCAAGGGUUAUAACCAAAAAACUAAGAAACUAAAUAAUUAAGAAACUAAGAUACG
Molecule: messenger RNA, 1313 nt
Organism: Drosophila santomea
Lineage: Eukaryota; Metazoa; Arthropoda; Insecta; Diptera; Drosophilidae
Gene: HLH4C
Product: helix-loop-helix protein 1
Exons: 2
Coding region: 164-667 (167 amino acids)
Biological process (GO): regulation of transcription by RNA polymerase II
Molecular function (GO): RNA polymerase II cis-regulatory region sequence-specific DNA binding; DNA-binding transcription factor activity, RNA polymerase II-specific; protein dimerization activity
Source: RefSeq, a predicted model, not a curated record